UGAUACGCCAUAAAAACUGUUUGAAAAAGAAAAACAGUUGUAACUGUUAACAUCCACUCGUAAUCGAUGGUAUAUAUUUUGUUUACGUUCAUUUUUAAUUAUUUGCAACGAAAAUUUCAUCGUUUCGAUGUUAAAAAUGUCUAAAAAGUCGCGUACAAGUGUAUCGAGUGGUAGAAAAACACUUCUAAAGUGAUAAAAACACACACCAACCAGGCCAAGUAAAAUCUUAGCUAAUAGUGAAAUUUUUUCAUCAUAGUUUACAUCCGAGGUAUAGAUAAUUUGGCUGGAUAUUUUUUUUUUACCAAAUAUAAAUUAAUCUUAGCCUAUAAAUGCGAGCACGAAAUUCGUAUAAAUAAUCGGUGGUACUAUCGAAAUAUCGUCAUGUAUUCGUGGUGUUUUCAUCUACGCUAAUAGUUAGUUAUACCUAAAGGUGCAUUAUUCAAAACACAUAAACAUCGAAAAGAUGAUGGACCUAACAAACGUAAAAGACAUCGAAGAGCUGGUCAUUUGCAACCUAUGCAAACAGAAGUUCAACCACCUGGACUUCAUACCGAAACUAUUAACUUGUAAACAUUAUUUUUGUCUAUCGUGUAUACGUUCGACGAUGAUGAAAGGUAUGGAGGUAUUCUGCGUGAAUUGCUGGAAGCGGACUGAAUUAGAAGAACAAGACCCCGAAGUGUUACCUACGUAUAAUCCAGUAUUGGUUUUAUCCACCAGUUUAUCGAAUAUUAAAAAUUCCAUUAAUGGAGGCAACAACGUUCCUACAGUUAACCACGAGAGUAUACCGCCGGAUAAGGAUAAAAAAAUUUUAUGUUUGCAGAUGGACACGUGUCACGCUCACAGUAUGCCGUUAUCACUCUGGUGUCAUACUUGCUUCAUUUCGAUAUGUCGUUUGUGCGCAUCGCAGCCGGAACAAAUGCAUCUAACACACCAAAUAAUGUCUCAAGAAGAAGCCAAAGAAAAAUUAAUAUCAGAGGUGCAAACGGAAACAGUGGCCAUAGCCAAGCUGGUAAACGAGGUGCAGCGUUUAGUCUCGCAACAACGACAAUUCCUGCUAAAAGUGCACGAAGCCUGCAUAACGUUGAAAGCUUUCAUCGAAACCGAUCUGCAAAACGGUCUAAUCGUUAUACCGGAAGUAGACGAAGCUCGAACACUCCUAAACCGUACGCAAAUCGAUCUGGGCCGAUUGGACGAGCUGAACGACGUCCAGCUCCUCUACUCGAAUCUGGUACUGGAGAAACAAAAGCUGCAAACCAAAUGCCAAGAGAUGUACAUGCAGUGUCGUAUGGAUGCGCUGAUACGAAACGCCAACGUAGUAUUCGAUUUCAGCCUGAUCAGGCACGUGCUGGAUAAUCUGAAUUCGCCCGAUUCCAGCAUCUCGCAGCAGCUCUCGCAACACCAGACGAACGGCGCGCCUUUGAACAAUCCUAUCCUAUUUCUAGCCAACUACUGUAUGUCGCAGCUGUACUCGCGACACGUGGUCUCCAAACAGCAACAACAGCAGCAGCAGCAGCAACAGCAUCGUCAGUGUUUGCAGCAGAAUGGUAUUGGUUCAGGAGUGGAGUUCGUCUCGGUCAAAUCGCCUUCGCUGACACCGAGUCUGUACGGUGGAGGUGGUCCGGCAUCGACCACAGGGGCAGAGAAUUGCGCCACUACUUUGCUAGCCUUUAACCCAACCAUACAACCGUUACCUCCUCUGCAGCAGCAGCCGACAGCCGCAGCAUUGACCAUGCAAACGAUAAGUCCGUCAUUUGUCAUAUUCUACUUCAACGUCGAAGUGAACGGAUCACCUUUCGGGCGUAUUUUGAUCGAGACCAGGCCGGACGUGGCUCCCAAAAUGGUACGCAAUUUCUCGGCGCUGGCCAGCGGUGAGAUGGGCUUCGGCUACAAGGGGUGUCUGGUGUUCCAAUGUUGGGCCGGCGAGUCCAUAAUUACCGGUGAUUUCGAGCUGAACAACGGUCGCGGCGGCAGAUCCAUCUACGAAGAAGGAUUCUUCAUUCCGGACGAUACGAAAUUCCCAGCUACCAGAGGAGCGGUGGGUAUGCGACGAACGCAGAAGAAACACGAUAGCUUGGGCAUGGUCGGAUCCCAGUUCCGAAUCAUUCUGCAGGAGAUGAAAGGCUUCACAGCCAUAUUCGGUCACGUAGUCGAAGGUCUAGAUUUAAUCGAGAAAAUCGCCACCUUCGGCGACCUAGCCGGCAAACCAACGAAAUCCAUAGUUAUAGCCAGCUGCGGUAAAUUAUAAUAUCCUUCAGUCAUCAGCAGUGCUGCUUCGAAAAAUUUAUAAUCGCCCGAGCUUAAUAAUUACACAAAAUACAUACAAUUUUCUUCGUACUUCUCAUUUACUACCUAUUAUUCGAGAGAGAUAUUCCAACUCUCCUACUUUCUGGUCUCAUCCUAUUUAUCUCUAUAUCCUGCUCCUUUAUACCUACCUACUACAUACCAUAUAAUCGACACACAUUAUCCAACCAUACAGUACAUAUACGUACAUAUAAUAUAGGUAAUUUUUUUUCUUUUCUAGCCGCGCCAUGCUCUUUAUUACAAAAGCUUUACUAUUAUUACUCGUACGUAUAUAAAAUUGUGUAUUAUCGAGAGAGACAAUUUUGUUCAUUAUCAUUCUACAUUUUUUCCCUUCAUUUUUAUUCUAUCAUAUUUUUGUUUUGUUUUCGGAGUUCGAUGAAUCGGUCAUCGAACAAGACCACACAACAUAACACGCCAAUAUUUGCUUCUUUAUCUCUCUCUCUUUCUCUAAGUAUAUAUUUUUUAUUCCGUACUUAAAUAUUCCUCCGGGGCGAAUUCGCGACCAACGCCAUUUAAUUGAUACUAUACGAAUGAACGGAUAAACGCGUUUGUUUUAUCGUAUUAUAUUAAUAAUAAUAAUAUAGGGAUUAUUGUUCUUUUAAUAUUAUAAUAUAUUUUGUUGUAUGUACUUUGAUCUCAGAAACCGCGCGAAUCCGCGACCACGAACCGUUUACCUUAUACCAAGAUCCUCGAAUCGAAUCGUCGCGUGUAAUUUCCUUUUUCCUUUCGAUUUUUUUGCGUGUUAAUUUUUCGUUUCUACUAAGACGUUAGUAGUUGUAUAAUCGUGUACCGGUGGCAUUGUAUGUGUGUAUAAUUUGUAUUACGAUAUCAAGUAUGUAAUAUGCGCUAUUAAAUAUAUUAUGUAAUGUAUGUAUUCCAAAUACCUAUAAUAUUGAUCGAAUAAUUGAAAAAAAAAAAUCUCAACUUUUUUGGCUAUUAAAUUACGUGAACGUUUGAUGAGAACCUCGAGUGAGGAAUGAAAAAUUUCGAAAUUUGUUCAAGUGAAAUAAUACUUGAUUUUUUUUGGCAAAAAUUGGCUUAAAUCAUUUGACCAAAUCGUAUGAACAAUCAUUUCAAGAUGAAAAUUACAAAUAUUUCAAAAAUUCGACUCUGCUUCACCCUCCCCCUAACCCUCCCUCCUCUUCAAGAUAAACGAUGAUUUCCACGUACCAAUGUUAGAAUGCAAAUAUUUCAAAAUCAAAACAUAAAAGAUGUAAUUUUUUUCAGUAACCCUAAAUCUGAAUACAAUAAAUUCAAAACUCCAAAAAAUGAAACAAUCAAUUUGUCCCCUCCCCCACUUCUUCGUUAAGCUGAAAUUCAUUUAAUCCAAAUCAGUUGUAAUGACUUUGACUUUUUAAAAAAAAUUUAAAAAAGAACGUUGAAGAUUUUUUUUUUUUUAAAUCCCAAUUUUAUUGAUCAAAAUUACGUACAAAUAUGUACAAUUUGAAAAAAAUCAGACCACCCACAAUAAAAAUCUGAUUGGGAUUUCCUUUAAGUAAAUUUUUUUUGAAAUUGAUCUUGAAAAAGCAAAACUCACAAAAUGAGACAUGGACAUUUAUUUUUAAAGUGACAAAAUUUUAAAUUUUUCAUUCAAAAAAUUAAUGUAAUUGGGUGUUUUUUUAAAAAUAUCAAAGAGUGAAAUUCGCGAUGGUUUUUUUAGUAGGGGGGGGGGUCAGAUCUCGAGGAAUUAUUAUUUUUACAUACCAUAACCCCCCCCCCCCUUUGACCGUUCUUUGAAUACAUUAUAGAAAAAUAAACUCUGAAAAAAGGCUCCCAUGCAUCUCUCAAGUUGUUAGAUUUUAUGAGAAAAUACUUCCAUAUUUUUCCCCCUCAGGUUCAAAAAGUUUUUUAUAGAUUUCAAUUUUUUAUUUCUUAUUUUGUUUUUGUUUUUUUUUUCAAUUUUUGGGGCCUUUACCUAUACAUAUAAAUAGGACUAACAUUAUUUUGGGGACCGAGAAACGAUUUUUCUUAAAAAUGAGUUUAUUAAAAAAAUUCUGACACAGAAAUGUGAAAUUUUCAACCUAAAAUGAAAGCCUGACAAAAUAAGAAAAAGUUGUUUUUAAAAGUUUGACAUAAUUUUAGCAAUUCUAUGAUUUUUUUCAACAUGUUUGAGAAAUUAAUCAAAAUUUUUUCAUGUUUUCAGGUCUUAUACUUAUAACUUCAAGAAUUGACCGAAAUUUUUUUCAAGUUUUCAAAAAUCAAAUUAUUCCCCCACUUUACGGUUGUAAUAAUUUUGUAAUUAUAAACACCCCCCCCCCCCAAAAUGUCAGAAAGUGAUCAUUUUUAGGCGAGAUUUUUUUCUCGAAAAGGGAAUUAUCAGAAGAAUUUUGACCCAGAAAAGAAAAAAUUUUCACAAAAAUUAGAUUUUUUCAACUUCGGAGGAGGAGAAGCUUCCAAGCACAACUGAUUUCAAGUUUGAGGCCAAAAAAUCUUUUUCUUCAGUUUUUUUUCACCAUAAAACCGAACAUCAUUUUUGAGGGGAUGUUUUUUUCUUGAAAAGCGAAUUAUUUCAAAAGAAUUUCGACACAAAAAUUGGAUUUUUCAACUUUUUUGAGAAAGGGAGGGGGAGGGAGCUUCCAGGCACAACUUGAUUUCAAGUUUGGGGGAAAAAACCUUCAAUUUUUCAAUUUUUUUCACCAUAAAACCAAACAUAAUUUUUUAGGGAGGGGGGGGUCUUGAAAAAGGAAUCAUUCAGAUAGAAAAAAUUUCACAAAAAUUGGAGUUUUCCAACUUGAGGGGGGGGGGGGCGGGCGCGAAGCUUCCAGGCACAACUUGAUUUCAAGUUUGAGGGCAAAAAAUCUUCAAAGUUUUUUUUCACCAUAAAACCGAACAACUUUGGGGCUUGAGAGAAUGAAAAAAAAGUCUAAAAAUGUUCACAAAAAUUGAUAAGAAUCUUCCUAAUAUUCAUUUCAAGCUUCAAAACGACCAAAAUUGUCACAAAAACUUCCAAAAUGGCCAAAUUUUGAGAUACAUAUUAGAAAAUGAACAGUCAAAUUUUUAGCAAAAUUUUAUUAUUUAAAAAAUUAAAAACUAGAUUUUUCAGUGUAGAUUGAAACAUUCUAGAUAUUUCAAUACUUCUCAACCUGUUUUCAAAAUCUCGAACUGACAGAGACAAUUUUAGCAAAAUCUGACGCCCCCCUCCCCUCAAUCCACCAACAAUUAAAAGCAUGUGUAACAAAAGUUAUUUCUUGACAUUUUUCCUACGAUUUCACUUCCUACAAAAAUUUAUGUAAUUUGAAGCAACCUUUGGCUCGAAAUUUUGAAAAUAUCCCUCAAAAAAUCAUGAAUUUUUCAAUUUUUAAUUUUUAAUGAAAAGUUUCAAGAAUACAGCAAAGUUUCUCUUCAUAAAAAGAGUUCAUAACGAAAUUUCCUUUCAAAUGAGGUACAUAUCGACCAUCCCCCCACUUAGGGGGCACUCACCUCACUUCACCUCACCUUCGCAUUCCAAAUAUUGGCCACAAAAAAUUCAAUUAUAAACACCCCCCCCCAAAAAAAAAAAAGUUGAUAACAAAUCACGAUAGUAAAAUUUAAUUAGGAUGUAUAUUUUUUCAAACUCCUCAUAGUAAAAUUUAUUGCCCCAAAAACGGCAAAAACAGACUUUCAAUCUACUUUUUUUUUGAAAAACUUUGACAAUUCAUCAUCAUAACCGAAAAUUUCCACAUCACGAUAAAAUUGUAGAAAAAAGGACGAAAUAAUGUGGAAGAAGGGGGAGAGGAGAAUUUCGAUCCAGGAAAAAUUUAAUUUCGAGAUUUGAAAUUCUGAAAAAAAAAUUGGUUGAAACCAAUAUUUUCAAAAAAUAAAACACGAAGGGCAAAGAUGGAAAAAAUUUAAAAAUUAGUUGCAAUUUUGUUUUGAAAUUUGAAGGUGAAAAUAAGACAUAAAUUUUUGUGAGGGAAAUUUUGAUUCUGCAGUUUUCUACUUUUGAUUAAGACUAUAAAACUGGAUUUUCAAACGAAAAACUUGAAAAAACGUCAAGUUCUUAUUCAACAUUAUUUAGAGAAUUUUCUUCAGUUUUUCAAAAAUUCCAGGAUUGAAGUCGAAUAAAUAAAUCAAUUUAAUGCAGUUUCACGAGACUUGUGAUUUUACUAACUCGAAAUUCUAAAAUUAAAAUUUUCGAAUUCGAAACCCCUCGUCUUCUCCUUCCCCCCAUCCCCCCUUAUAAAACUCACCCCCAUUUCUGCUUCAAAGAGCAAUACACCUCAAAAAUGUAAAAAAAUUAUGGAUAAAUUUUGAAAAUGAAACAAAGUAUCCAGAAUUUGAAUUUUCUUUCGAGUGAAAUUGUACCUAAAUUAAUUUUCCAAAUAAUUCUUUACCCCCCCCCCCUCCUCUUGACCAUAACCAACAUCUAAAUCAUGAAUUUUUCAACGAUAUUUUCGAGAAAAAAAUUUCGUUGAGUGUCCUGAAACUAAAAUAAAGUUUUCAAGAUAUGAUUUUUGUAGGGAUAUUUAAGGGUUGCUUCAAAUAAGAUUUUUAUGAGAAGUGCAGGCUAAUUGUAGAAGAGAUAUGUUGAUGAAUAACUUCUAUUCAAAAAUUUUUGGCAUAUUUCAUAGAAAAGGUGGAAAAUUGAGGGUAAAUCCUUAGAAACUUGAAGGAGAAAGGGGAAAAUUUACACCUCGACUAGAUUCUAAAACUAAUCUAUGCAAUAAAAUUCAAGACAUUUCAACAGUCUGGAUGAUUUUUUUUAAUGGUCAGAUGAACAAAGUUGAAAUCAUUUUACGAAAAGCUUUAUUUUUUCAAUUUUCAAUUUUUUCUCUCUAAUUCGCGAUUUUUUGAAACAAAAUACAAAUAUAAAUCCGUUUAUCGUCAUUUUAGUCGCACUCGCUUACGCAUUUUCAAUCAAGGCUAAAAUUUUGAUACAUUUCAUCACUUUUCGAGUUUGUUAUAAAUUACUAAAAUAUUUCCUAUCGUUGACCUAAAAACUGCAACCAAACGACUUAUUCCUUUUUUUUCUCCAUGGAAAUAACGAACAUAAUCUUUUUUUUUUCUUUACGUAUGUUUUAUCAUAUUUUACUGUUAUUAUGUUAUAAUAAUAUACAAUUCGUAUAACGUUCGCAUUACCAUAAUAUAAUAUAAUAUUAACGUACCGCUCUAUAAAGAAGCGGUAUUUUCAUUUGUUUUGUUCUUUUUAAUUUAUCUUUCUUUUUUUUUCAGCUUUUAAUUAUGUACUAUUUUAAUAUGAUUGUAUUAAUUCGUUAAGCGUAUAAUGGUUUUAUUAUUAAUUUUAUUCGAUGUAGUGAUGGCAACUAUUUUUUUCCUUUCGUUCUUUUUUUUCUCGUUUCGAUUAAAUUAUACACGAAUUUUACUAUAAUAAUGCGGCAUUUAAGAUUUUUAAAUGUACAUAUUCACGUCACGGGGCGACAUAUUUUAAUAUUCCAAAGCACAACGUACGAUGUACCUUUUCUUAAAUAUUUUUUUUUUCCUCCUCCAUUUUAUAUUCUAGAUUUUACGAGGGGUACUUAUUAUUAUUAUUAUAGUUUUAUAUAUCGAUGACGAUGAUGAUCGGGUUCCAAAGAACGUAAUUUUUGUAUAAUUUUCAACAUCGGUGUGCUUGUUUUUCGAUUUUAUAGUGUUAUGGUUUCGGUUAUUCGAGGGUAAUUUUUUUUAUUUGUGAGUGUUCUUUUUUGAAUUGAGACGAUCACGAACGCGAUUGAAAUCGAAGUGAAGAAAAUGACCCCGAUUUGGCUCGUCCAUAGCUAAAUUUCGAGUUUAGUUGGCCAAAUACCUACUAGCGUAAAGCCUUCUAUGGUAAAAUGAUCUUGAAUACGAGAGACGUCUAGUUAGCGGUGCAAAGUGAACAAUUUGGCCUUUGGGAUUUGUGGGGCAGCCCUCUUUGCCACCGCUAGCGCUAUUUAAGUUACCACAUUUUACCUAGCCGUCCGCGUUUAUUUAGGUUUUUCCGAGCGAAAUUUUGCUUUUAGGAGCUUUCGAGUUGGCCCUCGUCCCCUUCCCCCCUCACUAUUCCGCCUGUUCUCGUUUCGUUAGUUGCCUUUGUAAUUUAAUUCUAAGUUGUGUAUACAUCUUUUAUGUAUUGGUGUACGAAUGUAAGCGUUUUUACGAGUGUAAUACCUACUUAUUUAGUAAGCUGUGUUGUUAUACGCUUAAGUUUUAGUAAAAUUAAAUGUCUCGUAUUUUAUCCCCCGCCCGGGCCCCCGGUUUCUUACGCCCUAUUAUUCCUAUUUUUUCUGCCCGAUUUUUUUUCUCGCGCUUCUUAUGUUUCUUUUAUAUAAAUAUCUAAUAUUUAAAAAAUGUUGUAUUACGAACGCGAUAAAGAUAUAAAAUUUCGAGCUAUAGUGAAUUCAAUAGAAUCCAAUUUCGUUUCCUUUUUUCACCCCUUUUUCACCACAACUCGGUACGAGCCUUUUUCUGAUUACUUCUUUAAUGAUGAAAAAUUAAAAAAAUAAAUAAAUGUGCCCAUAUUUCUCUCACUUUAUGGACCAUUGGACCAUGUAAAAAACAAAAUUGAUUUUUUGCCGAUUAUUCAAGUUUUUGGGUUGAAUUUCUCCUCUUUAAAAUAUCAGAUUUGCAGGUAAAACUACCAAUUCGUACACAUAUUGAAUUUACUAUACUCGUUAUUUAUAUAUUGAAUGUACCUUAAGGAAACGUAAAUACGAUAUACGUUAAAAAGUAUUUAAGUCGAUGCGAUAGAAACGAUUUUUUUAAACGCGGUUAUAACGAUUAUAUGACGAUUUUUGUCCUUUUUUUUUCUCUUUUUUUUCUUUUUUUUGUUAGUUACAUUAUUAUAGUACUACGUACGUUUUAGAUUAAUUAUUAGAAAAAUCAUUAUUUUAAUUGAAUUUUUAUUUCGUAUUUGAAUAAAUAGCUGGCCUACGCGUUUUAA
Molecule: messenger RNA, 9139 nt
Organism: Planococcus citri (citrus mealybug)
Lineage: Eukaryota; Metazoa; Arthropoda; Insecta; Hemiptera; Pseudococcidae
Exons: 4
Coding region: 464-2245 (593 amino acids)
Biological process (GO): protein peptidyl-prolyl isomerization
Cellular component (GO): intracellular membrane-bounded organelle
Molecular function (GO): zinc ion binding; peptidyl-prolyl cis-trans isomerase activity
Source: RefSeq, a predicted model, not a curated record